AUGGGUGAGAGGUUAAAGGAACAGAUGUUUUUCGCUGAACAGGAGUGCGACGGUUCGGUGACCGUAGGUACGAAUCACGAUCCGAUAAAAUUAUUACGACGGUCGGGGGCACUCGGACGGGCCACGGGCGGUGUGUUCGUCGUCUUUUUGUUCCAUGACGACGGCGCCGUGGUCGUCAUCGUCGGAGGGAGAGGGCGGCCACCCGAUGCGAAUAUUGCGACGGCAGCAGCUGCUGAUAACGAUUCCGAUUUCCGGUGA
This is a messenger RNA of Macrosiphum euphorbiae (potato aphid), 258 nucleotides long. Lineage: Eukaryota; Metazoa; Arthropoda; Insecta; Hemiptera; Aphididae. The record is from the annotation of a GenBank genome assembly.